Molecule: messenger RNA, 1278 nt
Organism: Carassius carassius (crucian carp)
Lineage: Eukaryota; Metazoa; Chordata; Actinopteri; Cypriniformes; Cyprinidae
Product: C-type mannose receptor 2-like
Exons: 6
Coding region: 31-1278 (415 amino acids)
Source: RefSeq, a predicted model, not a curated record
GGGUGUCAUUUCCGUGAAUGCUGCACCAUCAUGCUGUUCACACUCCUUGCUGGCUUAGGGCUUUUGUCCUUCUCUUCAAGCCAAAUAUCUCCGCAUUAUCACUUCAUAAAUAUCAGAAAGAACUGGACUGAGGCUCAGAGAUUCUGCCGUGAGAUGUACACUGACCUGGCACCUGUGAAAAAUGCAAAAGAGUUGAAUGUCUUGCUCAAAACCAUACCUGAUGGUUCAUAUGAUGUGUAUAUUGGACUUUAUAGAAGUGAUAAAUUCAAAUGGCACUGGACCCUGUCAGACAGUUUCUACAAUAAAGAGAUAUUCAAAAACCGAAAGAAUAUAACUAAUAAUGGGGGCUGUGCUGCAAUGGACAACAAUCGGAAAUGGUUUAAUGAUGACUGUGACUCCCCCAAAAAAUUUGUAUGCUUUAAUGCCAGUAAAAAGUAUGUACUGAUUGAGGAGAACAAAUCCUGGAGGGAGGCCCAAGAAUAUUGCAGAACCUUCCACACAGAUUUAGCCAAUGGCAGAACCUGCACAAACAAUACUGUUGGUGACGUAUGGAUUGGACUAUUUAAGGACUUCUGGUCGUGGUCAGAUCAGAGCAACAUUUCAUUUCGUUUCUGGAAUUUCAGCCUGAUGAAACCCACUGACAGACUCCACAACUGUACUGUAGUGAUGGUGAACCAAACAGGGAGAUGGAAUGAUGUUCAGUGUAACACCACUCUGCCCUUCAUCUGCCAUGGAGAUCUUAAACCAACCACUAAACCAGCACCAACAACCAGACAGAAUCCAAGUUCAUCUCUCAAAUCUGUUCCUGAAUCAACAACAACUCAGUACAAACUACUUCAAAAUACAACCAAGGUGGAAAAUACAAGCAGUCAGACAACACAAAUACUCACUACAGGUGCAGAGCAAGAUAACCUGAUUCUGGUGCGUGAGAAACUGACGUGGACCGAAGCUGCGAGUUACUGCAGAAAGCACCACGUGGACCUGGUCUCCAUUCACAGUGAGGAGCUUCAGAACAGGGCAGCAAGAAAAGCCACUCAGGCUUCCACUUCUCAUGUAUGGCUGGGUCUCCGUUACACCUGCACCUUCCACUUCUGGUUCUGGAUAAAGAACAGAGAAGCGGGCUGCUACCAGAACUGGGCGCCUGGUCAUGGGCCACAUGGUUAUGAGGAGUGUGAGCUGUCAGGAGCUAUGGAGUCCACUGGAGGGCACCGUUGGGUCGGGAGGCCAGAGAGUGAAAGACUUAAUUUUAUCUGUCAGUUAUGUACUGAUGUGUUCUAA